AUGCAGCUCCUCGAGGCGAAACUCAAGAGCACUGGCGUGUCCUCCAAGACAUCCGCUGCCUCUACCCCAGCACCCGAACCUGCCGAAACUCCAGCUCUGUCACAGACCGCUGCUGCCGGCGAGAGUGACGAAGAGGAGGGUGGCCUAUUUGGCAACAUGCUGGACGAGCCCGCCGAGCCUGCCGACAGCAGCCAGGUUUCGGCCAACACAACCAUCCAGGUGCGAUCAAUGCCGAUUCCGAAGCAGUUUUCGUUCACAGGCAACACUGCCAAGGCUCUUCUCCGGAACGUACUUUCAAAGACCGCUGUCCUCUCGUAUGCCCGCCUGUCCGGCAAUCCACGUGUCGCCCGCGCUGGGUUGGAGGUUCGAUGGCCGUCUGGCGAGAGGAGAGUUUGGAAAAUGGACGAUAUGGCGUGCGAGAGUGUCGAGGAAAGCGAGAGUUUUAUCGCUACACAAGCGCUUCACGCCCUCACUGCGUCCGGCAAGAUUGUUGGCGUGAACUGGCGCAGCAUGCCUCCUGCUUACCGCGACCUCUGGGAGGAGCUCGAGGCCGCGCAAAAGGAAAAGGACGAUGCCGAGAAGCGCAACGUGUGGCAGAACGUCAAGCAACUCCUUGAACAAAAACUCCAGGCCAACGUCAAUGCGGUCUCGGCUGCUGCGUCGAAGACUCAGAACAAUGCUCCGGUCAACGUGAAAAAGACCACCGCUAGCCUACCGUCUUACUCAGAGGAUCUCCAACUAGCGUUUGAGAAGAGGAUCGCCUCGCCUCCCUACCAAAAGAUGCGCCGCGACCGUGACACCCUUCCUAUUGCCCCUUUCCGCGACGAGAUUAUCAAGGUGCUUGAUGAGAACCAGGUUCUUGUCUUCAGCGGUGAAACUGGUUGUGGUAAAUCCACUCAGCUUCCAUCGUAUAUUCUUGAAGACCAGCUCUCGAAAGGCAAGCCUUGCAAGAUCUUCGUUACGGAACCGCGACGUAUCAGUGCAAUCUCCCUGGCUCAACGUGUGUCCGUCGAGCUCGGUGAUGCUCCGGGCGUGGUGGGCACCAACAACUCGCUCGUGGGCUACUCCAUCCGUCUCGAAUCAAAAAUCUCCGCCAGCACUCGCCUCGCGUUUGUGACCAAUGGUAUCGCUCUCCGCAUGCUUGAGAGCGGCUCAGGCUCUGGAAACAAGGGCACGGCAUUUGAUGAGGUCACGCACAUCAUCGUAGAUGAGGUCCACGAGCGCUCCAUUGAGUCCGACUUCCUACUUAUCAUCCUCAAAGAGCUUCUGGAGGUCCGUAAGGAUCUCAAGGUCAUUCUCAUGUCGGCCACUGUGGACGCAGAGAAGAUUUCACAGUUCUUCGGAGGCUGCCCCUUCAUGCAGGUUCCCGGUCGCACGUUCCCCGUCAACGUUAACUACCUCGAGGACGCUGUAGAGCUCGCAGGCUGGCACAUUGACGAGUCGUCGCCUUAUGCUGUUUGGGAGCGCAACAAGAAGAUUGGGACGAAACGUCUCGAGUGGACGGAGGACAAUGCUCAUGAUGAAAAUGAAGAGUCUGGGGACGAAAGCAAGCCUGCCGACCCGACAAAGCUCUCGGCUACUCGCUAUUCAUCGCGCACCGUGUCCACCGUCAACCUUCUCGACUCGCGCAAGAUUCCCUAUGACCUGAUCGUUCGUCUUUUGGAGCGUAUCAACUUUGAAGACCAAGACAUGGGUCGCUUCUCUGCCGCGACUUUGGUGUUUAUGCCUGGUCUUGCCGAGAUCCGCAACCUGAACGAUACUCUUCAGUCCCAUCCUCGAUUCGGGUCGCCCGACUUUGUGAUUUAUCCCUUGCACUCGUCUAUCAGCUCCGAAGGCCAAAGUGCCGUCUUUCAGGUGCCCCCCAAGGGUGUGAGGAAGAUUGUCAUCUCCACCAACAUUGCCGAGACUGGUGUGACAAUUCCCGAUAUCACUUGUGUCAUUGACACAGGAAGGCAAAAGGAGAUGAGGUACGAUGAAAAGCGCCAGCUGUCACGCCUUGUGGAUGUGUACAUUGCCCGCAGCAACGCCAAGCAGCGUCGCGGUCGUGCCGGCCGUGUCCAGGAGGGUCUCGCGUUCCAUCUCUUCUCCAAAGCGCGUCACGAUACUCAGCUGGCGGAGCACCCCAUCCCCGAAAUGCUACGUCUCUCCCUGCAGGACCUCGCCCUGCGGAUCAAGAUCCUCAAGGUGAAAAUCGGAAACACGGUUGAAGACGUUCUAAUGCGUGCCCUGGAUCCCCCAUCGUCGAGUAACAUUCAACGCGCCGUUGCGGCGCUGGUCGAGGUCAAAGCCAUCUCAGCCAAUGAGGAGAUUACGCCGAUGGGUCGCCUGCUCAGUAAACUCCCCACCGACGUUCACCUCGGCAAGUUCCUGCUGGUAGCGACCCUCUUCAAGUGUCUCGACCCAGCGUUGACCAUUGCGGCAACACUCAACUCGAAGAGUCCAUUCAUCACGCCAUUUGGAUUCGAGUCUCAGGCCGAUGCGACCAAGAAGGGCUUCGCUGUUGGUAACAGCGACUUUUUGACUAUUGUCAACGCUUUCGACGGCUGGCGCCGUGCGUCCGAUAACCCCACCUUUGUUCGCACAUAUUGCAAGCGCAACUACUUGUCCCACCAAAACUUGCAACAGAUUGAAGAGCUCCGCCAGCAGCUUCUCUCCUACCUCAUUGACGCCAACUUUGUGCCGGCCACUCCACAGGAGAAGCAGGAGAUCUCCAAGGCGCGAUACAGCCGCGGAUCUCGUACACGUUUCGUCACUGUCCCAGCCGAGGUCAACAUCAAUGCCGCCUCGGAACAAGUGGUUGGUGCGGCCCUCGCUUCGGGCCUAUACCCCAAGAUCCUCGCCCUUGACCCCUCUGGUAGUAUCCGCACCAUCUCCAACCAGCAGCCCGUGUCCAUCCACCCCAGCUCCAUAAACUUCCGGCGGCCCAAGGGCGAGUUUGGUGUCAACCACCUCGUCUAUUUCAACCUCAUGCAGUCCAAGAAGUUGUAUGCAUGGGAAACGGGCCCCGUGGACGAUCGGGCGCUCGCUCUCUUGUGCGGAGAUGCGGUUGACAUCAAACCCUUUGCGUCCUCUGUUCAGAUUGACCGCAAGAUUCGUUUCCUCGUCGAGCCCAAGUCGGCGCUUGCCAUCAAGCGGUUGCGCGAGCAGUUUCACCUGGCCAUGUCAUCGCGGAUGCGUGGCCGCCAGAUGUCUGAGAGGCAGAGGGAGUGGUUCGAGUUGGGUCUCAAGUGCAUCGUCAUGGGCGAGUAUGACGACCAGGAAUCCAAGGUCGUCAUCACAUAG
Molecule: messenger RNA, 3282 nt
Organism: Apiotrichum porosum
Lineage: Eukaryota; Fungi; Basidiomycota; Tremellomycetes; Trichosporonales; Trichosporonaceae
Exons: 6
Coding region: 1-3282 (1093 amino acids)
Cellular component (GO): intracellular anatomical structure
Molecular function (GO): ATP binding; RNA binding
Source: RefSeq, a predicted model, not a curated record